UCUAGCCGUCCUCCACUAGCGGAAGUUUGUCACGUCGCAGUUGCCUACACACAGCGGAUGUGUGUCGCCGCUUAGGUGACGCUGGGAAGUGCUUGCAGCCGCCGCCGCUGCCUUUUGGUUGAAGCACUAUGGAGGGGGAGAGGAAGAACAACAAUAAACGGUGGUAUUUUACUCGAGAACAGCUGGAAAAUAGCCCAUCCCGUCGUUUUGGUCUGGACCCAGAUAAAGAACUUUCUUAUCGCCAGCAGGCGGCCAAUCUGCUCCAGGACAUGGGCCAACGUCUUAACGUCUCACAAUUGACCAUCAACACUGCUAUAGUGUACAUGCAUCGAUUCUACAUGAUUCAGUCCUUUACACAGUUCCAUCGAAAUUCUGUGGCUCCAGCAGCCUUAUUUUUAGCAGCCAAAGUAGAGGAGCAGCCCAAAAAAUUGGAACACGUCAUCAAGGUAGCACAUGCUUGUCUCCAUCCACAGGAAUCACUUCCUGAUACUAGGAGUGAGGCUUACCUGCAACAAGUUCAAGAUCUGGUGAUAUUAGAAAGCAUAAUUCUGCAGACUUUAGGCUUUGAACUAACAAUUGAUCAUCCACAUACACAUGUGGUAAAAUGCACUCAACUUGUUCGAGCAAGCAAGGACUUAGCACAGACUUCUUACUUCAUGGCAACCAACAGCCUGCAUUUGACCACAUUUAGCCUGCAGUACACACCUCCUGUGGUGGCCUGUGUCUGCAUUCAUCUGGCUUGCAAGUGGUCCAACUGGGAGAUCCCAGUCUCAACCGAUGGGAAGCACUGGUGGGAGUAUGUUGACGCCACUGUGACCUUGGAACUUUUAGAUGAACUGACACAUGAAUUUCUACAGAUUCUGGAGAAAACCCCCAACAGGCUCAAACGAAUUCGGAAUUGGAGGGCAUGCCAGGCUGCCAAGAAAACAAAAGCAGAUGACCGAGGAGCAGAUGAAAACACUUCGGAGCAGACAAUCCUUAAUAUGAUUUCCCAGAGCUCUUCAGAUACAACUAUUGCAGGUUUAAUGAGUAUGUCAGCUUCUUCUACCACAAGUACAGUGCCUUCCCUUCCAGCCACUGAAGAGUCGACCAGUAACUUAAGCAAUGUGGAGAUGUUGCCAAGCGAGCGUUGGCUGUCCUCCCACCCUCCUUUUAAGGUAGAACCUGCUCAGGGUCAUCGGACUAGUGAGAAUUUAGCACUUAUAGGAGUUGAUCAUUCCUUGCAACAGGAUGGUUCAAAUGCAUUUGUUUCCCAGAAGCAGAAUAGUAAGAGUGUGCCAUCAGCUAAAGUAUCCCUGAAAGAAUACCGUGCAAAGCAUGCAGAAGAGUUGGCUGCCCAGAAGAGGCAACUGGAGAACAUGGAGGCCAAUGUGAAGUCACAGUAUGCCUAUGCUGCCCAGAAUCUCCUGUCUCACCAUGAUAGCCAUUCUUCCGUCCUUCUGAAAAUGCCCAUAGAGGGCUCAGAAAACCCUGAGCGGCCUUUUCUGGAAAAGACUGACAAAACAGCUCUCAAAAUGAGAAUCCCAGUGACAAGUGGAGAUAAAGCUGCCACUUCAAAACCAGAGGAGAUAAAAAUGCGCAUCAAAGUUCACACUGCAGCUGACAAGCACAAUUCUGUAGAUGACGGUGUCACAAAGAGCCGUGAGCACAAAGAAAAGCACAAGACUCAUCCAUCUAAUCAUCAUCAUCAUCAUAAUCACCACUCACACAAACACUCUCACUCACAGCUUCCAGCCAGUACUGGGAACAAACGUCCAGGUGAUCCAAAACAUAGUAGCCAGAUAAGCACCUUAGCGCACAAACCCUAUAGCUUGUCUAGCUCUUUCUCCUCUUCCAGUUCUUCUCGUAAAAGGCCCCUCCCUGAAGAGACUGGAGGGGCAGUGUUUGAUCAUUCAGCUAAGAUUGCCAAGAAUACUAAAUCCUCUUCCAUAAAUUUCUCCUUCCCUCCUCUUCCUGCAAUGGCCCAGUUGCCUGGGCAUAGCUCAGAUACAAGUGGCCUUACUUUUUCACAGCCCAGCUGUAAAACCCGAGUUCCUCACAUGAAAUUGGAUAAAGGCUCCAGUGGGGCCAAUGGUCACAAUGCAACCCAGACCAUAGACUAUCAAGAUACUGUGAAUAUGCUUCACUCCCUCCUCAAUGCCCAAGGUGUUCAGCCCACUCAGCCGCCUGCGUUUGAAUAUGUUCAUUCAUAUGGAGAAUAUCUGAAUCCACGGGCUGGUGGAAUGUCCUCCAGACCUGGCAAUACAGACAAACCCCGGCUACCACCUCUACCAUCAGAACCUCCUCCACCACUUCCACCCCUUCCCAAGUAAAAAAGAAAAAGACGAGGAGAAAAAAAACUUUAAAAACACAUCUUUUUUUUUUUUUUUUAAAAACUACUGAUUCUGGACUAAGAAAAUUACUUCCCUUAUGAAAUAUGUCACCCUUGUUGGACUAAGAAUAAAUUUAUAUUGAGACAUAGGUGAGAAGGUGGUAGAGGGCCUUGGUUAUUAUAUCUCCUGCCUCAGAAAUUUAACUAUUUUAUUAUAGUUUUUACUGAGAGGUGAGAAUGUGUUAAAGCUGUGAAGGAUUCAGAAUACUUUCUCUAUUCUUGGCCUCUCCACCUCCUAAUUAGGUCGAUUAGAGUUGAUAUCUUCCCUCUUCUUGCCAGGACUGAAGUAUGGAGGGCUUGUUUUAUCAAACAGUUGUGGAUCCUUUUGGUGUUUAAUAUAUCAGAAGAGAGGAAGUAUUUAAACGUCAAAAUCUUUUAAGAGACUUUAAAAAAAUAAUUUAAAGAAAGGGUGGUGAGAUAGCCGCGGCCUAGGACCACAGACAGAGAGGCCAAAUGCGGCCUGAACACCAGCUAUGAUGGGAGAUGGAAAGU
Kogia breviceps (pygmy sperm whale) is the source of this 2863-nucleotide messenger RNA. NCBI's taxonomy places the organism in Eukaryota, Metazoa, Chordata, Mammalia, Artiodactyla, Physeteridae. The record is from RefSeq and is a predicted model, not a curated record.